This is a messenger RNA of Salvelinus fontinalis (brook trout), 2905 nucleotides long. Its product is annotated as cellular tumor antigen p53-like. The record is from RefSeq and is a predicted model, not a curated record. The transcript is spliced from 11 exons. The coding region runs from base 285 to 1478 and encodes 397 amino acids. Gene Ontology annotation, biological process: regulation of transcription by RNA polymerase II; protein tetramerization; apoptotic process. NCBI's taxonomy places the organism in Eukaryota, Metazoa, Chordata, Actinopteri, Salmoniformes, Salmonidae. Gene Ontology annotation, molecular function: RNA polymerase II cis-regulatory region sequence-specific DNA binding; DNA-binding transcription factor activity, RNA polymerase II-specific. Gene Ontology annotation, cellular component: nucleus.
GCGCACCUCUGAUUGGAGGCCUGUGAACUCUGCGUGGCCCUCCCUUCCUCCAGUCUGGUUUUCUGGAAAUCCCCGAAACGCACGCUUUUCACUGGAAAACAUAUUGCUUUCUAGCUGCUACAGAGUUGCUGUUUCUUUGACAUCUUUGCAUUGACAGAGAACCGAGGUGCGGUAAGAAAAUAUUCAUCACCAGGAGGCGAGAUCGGAUCGCCUUUCUUCAUCUCCUGCAUAGAGUCCCUGUGUCCAGUCCUCUCCUCCCAUCGGUCCAGUGAGCAGUCGAGAGAAUGAACGGAUACAGGAUGGAAGAGCAGGAGUUGAGCUUCCCCAUGAGCCAGGGGUCCUUCCAGCAGCUUUGGGAGACCAACAUGAUUACUCAGGGGUCCAAUAUUCCACCGUUUGGGACUGGAAACUGGUCUGACAUGGAUGUCUCGCUCGCUCCCGUACUUCCCGAGGCCACCUUCCACGAGGACUUUGACGAGGGGCUGUUUGAGCUGCCUGAGCCUCUGGCCGUGGAGCCCUCGAUGUCGCCCCUGGACAUCGUGCCUCCCCCCGCCGCCACCGUACCUUCCACCAUCGACUACCCGGGGGAGCACGGCUUCCAGCUGCGCUUCCACAAGUCUGGCACCGCCAAGUCUGUCACCUCCACCUAUUCUGUGCAGCUGAUCAAGCUGUACUGCCAGCGGGCUAAGACCUGCCCGGUGGAGGUGCUGACCACCAAGGAGCCCCCGCCAGGAGCCAUCCUCCGUGCCACCGCCAUCUACAAGAAGUCAGAGCACGUGUCCGAAGUGGUCAGCCGCUGCCCCCACCACCAGAGCACGUCUGACAGCUAUGAAGGUGUGACCCACCGCAGUCACCUGAUCAGGGUGGAGGGGAGCCAGCGGGCUCAGUACCUGGAGGAUGGCAACACCAAGCGUCAGAGCGUGCUGCUGCCUUAUGAGCCUCCUCAGCUGGGCUCUGAGGCAACUACUGUUCUCCUGAACUUCAUGUGCAACUCCAGUUGCAUGGGUGGUAUGAACCGACGGCCCAUCCUCACCAUCCUGACGCUGGAGACCCAGGAUGGUCAGGUUUUGGGUCGUCGUUGUUUUGAGGUCCGAGUCUGUGCCUGCCCCGGCCGGGACCGCAAGACCGAGGAAGAGAACGCUAACAAAGCUCUGAACGGGACCAAGAACACCAACGGCACCAAGAGAAAGUCCCAACAGGCCCUGCCGCCUCCGGGAACCAGUAAGAAGAUCAAGAGCGGCUCUAGCACUGAGGAUGAAGACAAGGACAAUGUAUUCUUGUUGCAGGUUCGUGGAAGACAGCGCUAUGAGUGGCUCAAGAAGAUCAACGACAGUCUGGAGCUGGUGGACCGCAUUCCUCCCGCUGAGCAGGAGAAAUACAAGAAGAAAGGUUUCGCAAAGAGCCGCAAGCAAGAAGCGUUUGCUCCAAAGAGUGGAAAACGGAUGCUUACAAAGGAGGAGAGGAGCGACUCGGACUAAGGCCAGGACACCUCAGCCCUUCCCUACUGUAUUCCAGACCAACAUUAAAUUGUGACUCCAAAGUAAAUGCCCAAUACCAAACCCUAGGCAAUACAUGUAGUCACUUCUUACAAGUCUGAAAGGAUAGGUAUUAGCAAGAUGGUAAUGGCUCCACCUAGGCAGCCAUACUCAACAGGCUGACCGUGGCCUGAAACCCGGACCAGAACGUUGUCAAUACGGACUUUGGGUCCCGCCCCAAAAAUUAUAAUAUCCCUUGGUAUCAUAUGAACACACAAGGCAUGGCAAAAUGUGUAGAAUUGUGGGAAAUGAGCUUUAACACUACAAAAAAUGUCUCUGCCAACAAGAGGGGUGUGAAUAGUUUGGGGUUACAUGGGUUGCAAGGUGAGGUUCGUUACUACACUGAUAAAUGACAAUAUCCAUCCGGACCUUUACCAUCUAGGAAAUUUGUGUUACCAGACCUUCUCAUAGUACUUGAGUACAAUUAUAGAAUUUUAACCAUAUUUCAGAUGCCAGUCACUUACGGUACAAUACAAAGUGCAUAAAUGUAGGACCUAGGGUUUGGAUUGGGUAAAUAGGCUGACCACCACCAUGCCAGUCACUUUCGGUACAAUACAAAGUGCCUAAGUGUAGGACCUAGGGUUUGGAUUGGGUAAAUAGGCUGACCACCACCAUGCCAGUCACUUUCAGUACAAUACAAAGUGCCUAAGUGUAGAACCUAGGGUUUGGAUUGGGUAAAUAGGCUGACCACCACCAUGCCAGUCACUUUCGGUACAAUACAAAGUGCCUAAGUGUAGGUCCCCCCCCACUGCCUUAACUAUCUGGUGUGACUUCCUCCUCACCUGCCCCAAAAGAGCACUUUAGCUUGUGCUUUUAUGAUUUGGACCAAUUAAAACCUGCCAAAAAACUAUGCUUUGUUACCAGUUAAUUGGCCAGUUAGUAUUGUUAGUAUUUUUGAUACCUGCUAAACAUAACCACUGCCUUCAUUCCUCCCCCUGAACCCUUGCCCUGGUUCCCUGUUAAUCAUGGUCCUAUUGAGGCAUUGGUCUUUCUUUUUCCCCCAUUUUUGUACUGCUGAUCUAGAAACUAGUUUUGUACGUUCUUUUAGGAACUGUUAAACGAUUUUGUCUUCUCAGAAUGUUUUUUUUCUUGGUUUUUAAUAAAUGUUUUUAUUUUAUUUUACUAAUUACAGCGUUUUGUCCAAUGUCUUUUCUCUCCUAUGCAGAGUUCUGAUACUGUGCAUAUGAUAUACUUGAUUAAACACAUUUUAUAUUGGUUUACUUUAUGGUUUUCUGAUGGAAGCUGUUUUUGCUGAUGUCAUUUGGUGCUGAGACAUGAUGCUCUAUUUUGUUUAGGGAAAAAGGAAAAAUUUCAGGGAUCUUAAAAAAAUUAAAAUAAAAGCAAUUUCCUAAAUAGUACUGUAAUCCUCA